Molecule: messenger RNA, 852 nt
Organism: Rhagoletis zephyria (snowberry fruit fly)
Lineage: Eukaryota; Metazoa; Arthropoda; Insecta; Diptera; Tephritidae
Product: transmembrane protein 222
Source: RefSeq, a predicted model, not a curated record
CUGGCAGCCCAGAUGUUUGUUUUUCCCGUCAUCUUAUUGAAAAAAAAAACGCAAAUUGAUUAACAGUCCAAGAAUAUCAUUCAAUGCGUGUAAUUUAAAAGAAAUUUUGUAUCUAGUGUUUAAAUGACGAGCAAAAGUCCUGAAAACAGUGGACAAUCCUUGCCUUCUGGUGCAACAAAUGCAAAUGCAAACGUUGCAAUGGACGAGCAUUCAGAUGGUAUUGCUGUGUUACCUCCUGUAAAUUUCGAAAGUGAUCGCUUCCCUUACUGCAUUGUUUGGACACCCAUACCAGUGCUUACCUGGUUCUUUCCAAUGAUUGGUCAUAUGGGAAUCUGCACAUCUAUUGGCGUUAUACGUGAUUUUGCUGGACCUUACUAUGUUUCGGAAGAUAGCAUGGGUUUUGGAAGACCAACUAGAUAUCUACGCCUGCAUCCGAAAAACGUUGUUGGCGGCAGUGUUGAAUGGGAUGAAGCAGUAGCUAAAGCUUCUGUACUUUACGGAACACGUAUGCAUAAUCUCUUUUGCGAUAAUUGUCACUCGCAUGUUGCUACAGCACUAAUAGCAAUGCGUUAUAAGAGACGCACAAGUUGGAAUAUGGUUAUCUUGGCAUUUUGGAUGUUCUUUUGUGGCAGAUAUGUAGGAUUCUUUGGAUUUGUAAAAACAUGGCUGCCUUUUGUUAUUGUGGUGUCAUUGUGUGUGUUCCUGGGUAUUUAUCUAUAAGUGGGCUACUUGACGACCCUUUAUAAUUAUGUAACUAUGAUAGAUAAUUUAAGUAAAAAUAAUUUUGAAUGAAUCUUUAAUUGUGUAGCUAAUAAUUAAUGCAAUAAAAUAGUAGAAAAUUAAUUUAAAAAA